AUGUAUUGUGUUUUACCAUUGAAACAUAUUCUGAUUAUUCUCUUGUCAGGUGUCAGUGGAGACACUUGUUCUCUGUACAGCAGAGUGGGAGAUACUGUAAGUCUGUCAUGUACCAAUGUGGUUUAUCCAAACUGCUCCUCAACUACAUGGACCUAUCACAGAACUGGAUUACAGAGUGCUUUUGAAGAGGUUGGACAUGGGAAGAUUAAAACUUACUCAGAGAGAGCAGACAGACUGAAAGUGGGGUCUGACUGUUCUCUACAUGUUAGUGAUGUCAGAGCUGAGGAUGCUGGAAAGUACACCUGUCAACAAUACCUUAGUAAUGGAUCACCAUAUGGAAAUGAUGCUCCUGUUCAUCUGUCUGUUCUAACCAACUCCUGGUCCACACCAGUAACAGAUGUAAAGCCUGAUAGACCUGUAAUAUUAAGGUGCUUUCUGUACACAUCUGAAGGACCUGGGAUAUGUUCCCGUGAUGUUACAGAACAUGUUAGUCUCCUCUGGGUGGAUGAGGCAGGUAAUAAGCUGGAAAAUGACUCCAGACACCAGGUCACACAAACAUUUGACUGUGACAUCACUCUGACUGUUACACUCCAGAAGGAGGACAACAACAGGAAGUGGACAUGUCAGCUGAAUAUAAAUGAAAAGAAGAAUAUCUCAUUUGAUUUCACCUUCAUGGUCCCAGGAUAUACAGCCUCUACUGCAGGGCCAAUCAUGUCAGGCAGCAUCCCAUCUCAUAUAGGACAUACAGCCUUUACUGCAGGGCCAAGCAUUUCAGUCACCUCCACAUCUUCUACUGGUACCAGUUAUACUGAGUUGCCCAUCUAUCGCAUCAUGCUGUUUGUGGCACUGACCAUCAUGGCUUCCAUAAUAACUAUUUACAUAAUGAGGAAAAGCCCACCCAAGCCUCUGAGGACACGAGCAGAAGACAUCUCUGGUAUUGAUCAUCAGGUCCAGGAGGGAUGA
Molecule: messenger RNA, 963 nt
Organism: Esox lucius (northern pike)
Lineage: Eukaryota; Metazoa; Chordata; Actinopteri; Esociformes; Esocidae
Exons: 6
Coding region: 1-963 (320 amino acids)
Biological process (GO): interleukin-15-mediated signaling pathway; T cell activation; positive regulation of ERK1 and ERK2 cascade
Cellular component (GO): membrane raft; external side of plasma membrane
Molecular function (GO): MHC class II protein binding; protein tyrosine kinase binding
Source: RefSeq, a predicted model, not a curated record